Messenger RNA from Pyrus x bretschneideri (Chinese white pear), 2174 nucleotides. Its product is annotated as scarecrow-like protein 3. Bases 576 to 1952 code for a protein of 458 amino acids. Gene Ontology annotation, cellular component: nucleus. NCBI's taxonomy places the organism in Eukaryota, Viridiplantae, Streptophyta, Magnoliopsida, Rosales, Rosaceae. The record is from RefSeq and is a predicted model, not a curated record. Gene Ontology annotation, biological process: regulation of DNA-templated transcription. The transcript is spliced from 3 exons. Gene Ontology annotation, molecular function: sequence-specific DNA binding; DNA-binding transcription factor activity.
GAGGGGGAGAGGGGGAGGGCACUGUAUUUCAGAAAUUCCAUAUUCCUCUGAACGGGCCAAAGGACAAACAAAAUAAAUCAAUGACGACGAAAGGAAGCCUCGUUUGUCGCCAGUGCAGCCAUGGAACAGUACUUUAAAACAAGAGCUUUUUGCUAUUUCACUCACUUUGCAACAAAACUUCACAUCACAAACACAAAACCCUUCUGAGUUUUCUUAAACUCCUCUCCUUUGAUGGAUUAGCUAGGAGGAGGCUCCAGCCAACCACUACCAUUUCAUAAACUUUUCUGGACCCAGUGAGGAAUUUCCAUCUCGUUUGAACUUGGUCGGUUAUUUAUUGGAGGAACUAACUAGUUACUUUUUCUGAAACCAUCUGUUCAGUUGACCCGAUUCGUAUCACAUUUACCCGGAUUCAUGAUUAAUUUUAGUUGUGUGCUGUACGUAAACACCAAAGUAAGGUCUGUGAAAUUACAGGUCUGGUACUUCUGACCUUGUGAAAGAGCUAGGUCACAUGGUCAGGGCAGUUCCGGCAAUUAAUCUUCUGCAUCAGCUGAUUGUUUUUAUCGUUAAGUGAAAAAAUGGCGCAAGACGAUGGGUCACCAGUAACUUCAUCACCCCUGCAGUUCUUUCCCUGGCUAUCUCCUGGGAUGGGAUCUCCAUACUCACCAUGGCUCAGGGAGCUAAAAUCUGAGGAGAGAGGUUUAUGUCUGAUCCAGCUUCUUUACGCAUGUGCUAGCCAUGUCACUUCUGGUAGUAUUGAGAAAGCAAAUUUUUGGCUUGACCAGAUUUCUCAGCUCGCCUCUCCUGAUGGCGAUUCAAUGCAGAGAAUAGCUGCUUAUUUCACCGAGGCACUUGCUAACCGGAUGCUUAAAGGUUGGCCCGGUCUCCAUAAAGCGCUUCAUUCAACGAAAAUAUCAUCAGUCUCAGAAGAAAUUAUUGUUCAAAGGCUGUUCUUUGAUCUCUGUCCUUUCCUAAAGGUUGCGUAUGUAGUCACAAAUCAGGCCAUAGUGGAAGCCAUGGAAGGGGAGAAGAUGGUUCAUAUUAUCGAUCUUCAUUCAUGUGAGCCCGCUCAGUGGAUUAAUUUGAUUCAAACACUGAAUGCGCGACCUGAAGGCCCUCCCCAUUUGAGAAUUACGGGCAUUAAUGAACAAAAAGAAGUAUUAGACCAAAUGUUCCUUCAGUUGACAGAAGAAGCCGGAAAUCUGAACAUCCCAUUUCAGUUCAAUGCUAUAGUAAGCAAGUUAGAGAACCUUGACAUCGAAAGUUUGCGUGUCAAGACUGGAGAGGCUCUUGCAAUCUGCUCCGUUCUGCAGCUACAUUCGUUCUUGGCAAGUGAUGAUGAUCAAAGGAGGAAAUCACCAUUAGCAUCUAAGAACCUGCAGAAAGUCUUGCAUAUGAAUAAACUCACUUUGGGAGAAUGGCUGGAGAAAGAUCCAAUCAGUGCAUAUAACCUGAGUCCCGACACUGCUUGGUCCCCGCUAUCAGGUGCUUCACCAACGGGGAGUUUUUUAACUUCUCUUUGGGGCCUUUCGCCAAAACUAAUGGUAAUAACCGAGCAAGAGGCAAACCACAAUGGCCAUACAUUGAUGGACAGGAUCAUGGAAGCAUUGCACUUUUAUGGAGCACUUUUUGAUUGCUUAGAGUCUACAGUAUCAAGAGCACCAAUGGAGCGACAAAAGGUUGAGAAGAUGCUUUUCGGAGAGGAAAUAAAAAACAUCAUAGCAUGUGAAGGAACUGAGCGCAGGGAGAGGCAUGAGAAGCUUGAGAAGUGGAUUCUAAGACUUGAGUUGGCAGGGUUUGGCAAGGUGCCCUUGAGCUACAACGGAAUGUUGCAGGCUAGGGGGUUCUUGCAUGGCUAUGACGGGUAUAAGAUUAAAGAAGAGAAUGGAUGUGUGUUUAUUUGCUGGCAUGACAGACCUCUUUUUACGAUUUCAGGCUGGAGAUCUAGGAGAUAAGAAUGAUAUGUUGGUCGACCAUGCGGGGAUUGAGUAAAAGUGUACCUUUUUCUUGUUUGUGUAAAGGAUUUUAAGCAUUUCUUCCUAUCCAACUGCAUAGUGUCUUUCUCAGAACGCUUUGGAGAAUUUAUUCUCUCUUUUUUCUGUCGUUGUUAAUCUGUAUGCUUUUUAGAUCUCUAUCUAUAUUAAACAUGGUGUUGUGUCUCUGGCAUAUUUUCUUUA